CCAACUUCACCCGCACCCCCAAAACAGCUCACCCUCUUCGUAACUUUCCACAUCCACCCACACUUAAUCCCCACCUUCCUCUCCGCUCACCGACCCGUCUGGGCAGCCUGCACCCCGGAACCCGAAUGUCUCCUCUUCGACGUCUUUCAAGACCCCUCCCGACCCGGUCGUUUCCGGUUCGUGGAGGUCUGGAGCCGGGAUCGGGAGUGGUUUGAAAGGGAACAAUUGACGAAACCCUAA
Lindgomyces ingoldianus is the source of this 240-nucleotide messenger RNA. RefSeq lists its product as uncharacterized. The record is from RefSeq and is a predicted model, not a curated record. NCBI's taxonomy places the organism in Eukaryota, Fungi, Ascomycota, Dothideomycetes, Pleosporales, Lindgomycetaceae. The transcript has a single exon. The annotation marks the transcript as partial.